Messenger RNA from Panonychus citri (citrus red mite), 3683 nucleotides. RefSeq names its product dual oxidase maturation factor 2-like. The coding region runs from base 1171 to 2784 and encodes 537 amino acids. The transcript has 2 exons. Gene Ontology annotation, cellular component: endoplasmic reticulum membrane. The record is from RefSeq and is a predicted model, not a curated record. Gene Ontology annotation, biological process: protein transport. Lineage: Eukaryota; Metazoa; Arthropoda; Arachnida; Trombidiformes; Tetranychidae.
CUUUUGAGAUCAACUAGUGUUACUUAAUCUUCUUGAUUGUUGACGUUGUUUCAAUCAUUUAAACUGGUUAAACUUUUAAAUUAUCGUAAUGCUAAUUGUUACAUAAAUAUCCAAGACAAUUAAGUUAUCUAAUUGUUUAGUUAAUCAGUGAUUCUAUUUAAUUUAUUAAUCAACCAGAAAAAAGUGUCAUCCUCUUCAGGCCAAAAACAACAAAAUCUUGGAUCCAAAUCCAAUUGGUUUUGUUUUUCUUCAACAACAUUGAUCUCAUUUAAUUUGUUUUUUUUUCUUUCAUUUAAUUUUGAUUAUUUUCAAUUUAACCGAAAAUCAAUUAGUUAAUCAGUUGAUUGGUAAUUUUUCCGUGUCUCUAUUAAGUUAACUUUGGGUGUAUUUCUUUCAUCUUGUGAUCUACACAAAUUCAUCUUCUUUUUUGUUUUGUUUUAUAUUCUCUUGGAAGAGAAUAGAAAAUGAAAAUUUUCUUCUCAACAACAACUAUAGUUAUUGAUUAUCAUUAUAGAAAUAUUAAUGAGUCAAUCUGAAACCUUUAUGUGUUUACCAAAAUGGACUAUUUACCGUUAUUAACCGUGAUUCAAUCUGUGAAUAACAUUCUGACCGGUUCUUCAUCAUUUAAGUUAUCGUCAUCUUCUUGCCCAACAUCAUACUGGUUGCCAUUAACAUCUACAUUAAUAAGAUCAUCAACAGUCUUAAAUUUGCCAUCAUCAUCAUCAUCAUUAUCUACAUUAACAAGAUCAACAAUUAAGUUAACUUAAAAUUGGAUUGACCCUCUAGAAGACAAAACAAAAGCACAACAAACAUCCAAACUGUGAUUAUCUUUUAAUCCCUGAGAGGCCAAACCCUUUUCCCUGUCAACUUAACGGAUAAUUGUCAUGUUUCAUUCAACCAUUUUUAUUUGUAUGUCACCUUGAUUUGAUAAUCUACAGUCAACAAUUGGUGCUAAUCAAAACUGGAUAUUUACUCUUCUUUAUUUUUCUUCAUGGAUUAAUUGAAGAAUCUGAUAACAUAUUAUAUAAGUAUAAUUUUCUUGAAAUUCUCAAUCCUAAAAUUGGAUUAAGUGAUUUAUGGACACACACAUUGAGACGACUUUUUAACGAAUAACGAAACUUUUUAUAUAUUUAAAUUGUUGAUUAAUUUGAUUCUGUGAUUCUUAAUGUAAUGUCAUCAGAAUCUGGUUGGUUCGAUGCAUUCCGACCUUCUGGAGGUCCACCUUUAUACCUUGACCCCAAUAGGACAUCUUCGUCAAUUGAUUCAAAAAUAUUUUUCAUCUUAUUAACAUUCACCACAGCAGAAAUAGCAUUCCUAUUAGUAUUACCUGGAAUACGUAAAGAGAAAAUUUCAACAUUUAUCAUAGUGAGUUUAUCGUUGUUCAUUGGAUGUACAAUUACCGUUGCUCAUUGUGGUUCGAGUUGGCAUAUCGCCGAGACGUCAAUUUCUAGCGCUUAUAAAGCAUUCACAAAGGAUAAAAUAUUUGCCGAUGUUGGUGUUUACAUUGGACUGAAAAGUGUCAAUAUAACAUUGAAAGCUAAAAAAUUGUAUCACAAAAAUGCUGAAAAUAUUGAUUACAAUGAGCGUUUCUAUUGGAUCGGUGCUACUGAGAUGAAACAAGAAUAUCGAAGUGCUCUGGAAAAGGGACUUCCGUAUCCUAUUUUAACGAUAUUAGAAUAUUUAUCAAAGGGAGACGAAGGUUUCUGUUGGGGGAGAAAGUAUCGGCUAGCGGGUUAUUAUGGUUCGACACUGCUUAAUAUGGCCUUUUGUUUGUGGCUUUUAAUGAUUGUGUUACUUUGUGCUGUUCCAAGAUACGGAAUUUACGCUUUACAAUCAACGGGAGCGCUUAUGUUGUGUACCAAUGCCAUCUACUCACUACUAUUACCUCCUAAUCCGUUGCAGAUCAAAUUUCCCGAAGAUGUCACCUUACACUUUAGCUACGGUUGGUCCUAUUGGUUAGUGUUGGGCGCUGGUUUAUCGGCGCUCACAAUAGGAUCGAUAAUCGUUUUGAUUGACAUUUUGUUUCCUAAUAAAUUUUCAACCAUUUUAGAGGUUGAUUAUGAUACACCUUAUAGAUACUUUGUUGGUAAUGAUGCUCAUCUAUUUGGUGGAUUAGCAAAUAACAAUGGCACUAGUCAUUCACAUAAUAAUGGUCACAAUCAUCAGGUUGCAUCAAUGACCAAUAGUGCAUCAACAGAAUCAACUUGUUGUGGUAAUAAUACAACAAUUCGUGCUGGUACUAACAUUUUACCGUUACAAUCACAACCGUGUUCAUCUUCUGGUUCAUCAGUUAGAGGUAAAUUAUCAUCAUCAUCUAUAUCAUCAAUUUCUAUUAAAUCUCCUGUGUCAAAACAAAAAAGUGAUGCCUCUGUUUGUACAACUGAAUCUUAUCCAGUAACGCGAACUCAUACCAAUAAUAGUAGUUUAAUUGUGUCAACAACACGAGCAAUUAUCGAGAAACAAGGUCAAGACAAUAAAGCCUUUGAUCAUGAAGAUAAUAAUAAAAAUAUCAAAUGUGAUGAUAAUAGUGUUAAAAAAUCUAAUCUCCAUCAAUCAUCAUCAUCAACAACAACAUCAACAGCAUCAACAUCCUCCACAUCAGCAGGAAAUCAUGAUGAGAUUAGCACUGAGCUGGUCCAUGGUAAAAGAGCCGUUUCUUUAUCUAACUUUGGCCGUUUCACUGCUCGACAACAACAGCAACAACAACAACAACAAAAAGCAUCAUCAAAAUCACGAGCAAAUUGUACAAAAUCAAACAACACUUUCCCAAGUACCCACCUUUAAAUUGUAAACAAACAAACACCAAUUACACAUUAACACUAAUCUUGAUCACCGUUUUAAUCUCACAAGAACAACGUAUAUACAAAGCUGAAGGAUAAUAAUCUCGUUACAUAAUAACUUAUCAUCAUCAAAUUAAGCUUAAUUAUCAAGCAUCGCCAUCAUAAUAAUACAUCAUGUAAAUCAACGUUUUGCUGUUUACUAACUAAAUCAACUCGUUCUGCUUUCUCAUCAACUCAGCUCAUUUUUUUUUCUUGCUCUGUCUGUAAUCAACAAACCAAUUCAUUUAGUUUCUCAUCAUCAUCAUCAUCAUCAUCAUUAUCAUCAUCUUUACCAUACAGAAUCCAACAACAAAUAACAACAAUUAACAUCAAGUGAAAAAAAGAUUAGCAGAAAAAAAUUCAAGGUUUUUUUUUCUGUAAAUUUCAUUUGGAUUAGAUUUUUAUUGUAUUAUUAUUAGCUUACGAUUUGUUGUUCCCUGUAUUUGCCAAAUCCAUUGAGCAUAAAGCAACAAAAUGAUGCUGAUUAUGAUGAUGAUUGUGAUUGUCAAAAAGCAACAGAAUACAUGAUAAUCAUCACCAUCAACAAGUCGAUCAACACCAAUCAUUUUUCAUGGAUCAUCAUACUCAUCAACAUUAUCGUCAACAUUGAACUUUUUUGUUUGUCACUUCUUCAAUCACAGAAAUCAACUUUCUAAUGGUUUGUUAAUUGUUGAUUGGAAACUUUUUAUAUAACUAAAAAUAUUUUGUUAAUUGUCUAUUCUGCAAGCUAAGUCAUUUUCAGAAAUCAUAUUUACAAUACCCAUUGAAACAAUUAAUGAGAAUCAAUGUUUCAAGUGAUUAACUAAUUUUUGUUUCUAAUUUAGAAUAAAAUUAACAAUUAAAAUUGACAAAAAUGAGAAACAU